CCACCACCAUCAUCAUUUCAAUCACCAUUACUAUUAACGUGACCGUCGCCGUCACCGCCGCCACAACCAUAGCCUUUUCUGGCCCAAUGGGUACGGCAACCAGAACGCCAGGUUGUGAUCUGAGCAACUCCGACGCACGAUAAUGUUUCGAUUUGAUUAAGUUUUCUGAGUGCACGCCACAAGGGUUGUGGAAAGUUGCCCGUAUUACAUCAGCUGGCCAUACAUCAGAUUGGGUUGCUAUCAACUCUGCUUGGCAAGUGUUGAACCGCAUUCUUGAAGUAUCGCAUGGGUUGAUUCUUCGCCAGCAUUCAUUUCAUAUUCAAUUUCAAGGUUGGCUUGGGAAGAAUAAUAUGACAUGGGCUCCAACCGAGCGUCACCGCUGCAUCCUUCGUCUGCGGGCGAUGUUGCAAAGCCCGCUGGACCGGAAGAGGCGACAACUAGGUGCCCCGAGGCGUUUCCCACAACUCGGAGUUCUCAUUCACCAGCUCAAGGUUGCGAGGCUCGAGGGUGCAGUCUCUCGUUCCGAUGGUGGGGUGGCUCCUCCAGCAUCCGCGCCUUCUCCUCGGAGGCGCCUACGGUCUAAGCAUGAUGUCGUGGUCGAAGUGCCCAUCGCCCCGAAGAAGACUGUCACCGCGGACGUCAGCGACACCGAGGCUAGCGGAGAUGUCAACGUCGAGGACUCGCAUGAGUUGCUCUUCGGCAAGCAGGGCCCACCUACAUCGACAAGUUCAUCGACAGGCCCUUUGACUGCAGCGAGUUUGGCUGCGCUGGCCGCUGCUCCCCCGACAGGCCCAUCGCCGGCAGAGUACGCGGCGGUCACCCAGGCAGCGAAGGGCAAGAAAGACACGAAACGCAUAGCAACUGAGCCUGCUCACGCGGAUGGCGAGGCGGCCGACGACCAGGCUGGCGCUCUACCAGCGGCCAAGCCCAAGGCCAUGAAAUCCAACGAUAAGGUCAAGAAGGGGCCCCAGACGGCCUCGGUUUCAGCAUCGAAGGUCGACCCAAUCUUCCCGUGCCUCGCAAUGCAGGGUAGCAGGGCAGUGGUCGGCAACAAAGUAUAUUCCGCUGCGCGCAGUUUGAUGAAGCGGCAUCGUUCAAGCCAGGGUUCUUCGAUGGAUGAUGCCCUAUCUUCCGCCCGCCAGUAUGCUCAGAAAUGCAGAGUUCGCUGGUCUUCAGUUUGGAAGCCUUCCAACAAGUAGGCGCAGAGUGCACGUCGGCACAGAGCGAGUGGGGCUCGCUUGAUCCACGCGGCGUAGGAGUUGAACCAU
Messenger RNA from Prorocentrum cordatum, 1268 nucleotides. NCBI's taxonomy places the organism in Eukaryota, Dinophyceae, Prorocentrales, Prorocentraceae. The record is from the annotation of a GenBank genome assembly.